Babesia ovata is the source of this 846-nucleotide messenger RNA. RefSeq names its product RRP5 homolog isoform X2, putative. The transcript is spliced from 2 exons. The record is from RefSeq and is a predicted model, not a curated record. The coding region runs from base 1 to 846 and encodes 281 amino acids. NCBI's taxonomy places the organism in Eukaryota, Apicomplexa, Aconoidasida, Piroplasmida, Babesiidae.
AUGGAUUUCGAGCGCCGAACGUCGUCUAUAUCGUCCAACAUAUAUGGAUCGCAGGACGGAAGGUCGCGGACGUCAAGCUCGAUGAACGAGGAAGUAAGCAUCCCGAUGGGGAGCCAUUCGUCGAAGUUUGUGAAUAGAGAACCGACGAGAGAGAUGAAUCAAGGGCGUUCCUCAAUACGGGAUGAUGGGCGGGACCGCGGUUCGGAGCGCUCUAACGGCGCGGCCAAGAGCGAGGAGAAGGGCGAACCCACCAUCAAAAAGAGCCCAGAAACCAGUGCUGCCGCUACCUUGGACAACGAGGAUCUCAUCGCCGGACUGGCGCUGCAGCGGCUCUGCGACGAAAAGCCGGAUAUCGACACCCUAGCGAGCUCGCUCAUGCAGCUUUACGACUACCUGGAGUAUUCGACGGACGAAACGGAAUCGCCAACCGAACUCGUUGACCGCAUAGCGCUCACUGCACUGCGGGUUAAGGUCAAGACGGAGUCACUCAUCAACCGCGCCAACUGGCGCAUGAAGGCGGCGGUGCGGUAUGCGCGCCAUCUCGAGAUCAAGCGCAGGAGCAUCCAGAAAAACAUACCUCGGAUCGAAAACAAUUUCAUGGGGAUGUACCGUGACCAAUACCGGAGCAAGGGCGUCAGCGAAAUCUACGACCGUCUGUACAAGGUGCUGGGAAAGAUCCCAGAAAUCUCACAUAUGGAAAUCAGGGAGGAGCGGCUCAGAGAAAAACAAGAGACUAUCGCCGCAAAUAUAGAGAACAUGAGGCGCCAGAUUGUUGCCCAAAGAUCGCAGCUGGAGACCAUUUGCCAACUCAUGGCCGAUGUCGCAGCAAUGGAGACUACCUCUUAG